Messenger RNA from Symbiodinium sp. CCMP2592, 1464 nucleotides. Lineage: Eukaryota; Dinophyceae; Suessiales; Symbiodiniaceae. The record is from the annotation of a GenBank genome assembly.
AUGUCCGACCAGAAAGAUGGCUACAAGCUCGUCCCCGAUGCUGACAGCGACCAGGAGGAGAGCCUUGAUGAUGUGGAGGAUGGCAGUUCGGGCUCAUCGCAGCGCUUGCAGAACUACCCCAGCGCUGCACAGAGCUCUUUGAAGGGCACGGCCGUCGGGGCAUCCGAGUCUGUCAAAAUUGAGUGGAAGAAGCUGACGCCACAGGAGCAGAGGGUACAAGUCCUCGCGGGCAGGGCAUUGCGCACUCUCAACGAGAAAGCCAAGUUGCUGAUCACCGUUGAGAACGACUCCGUUUACGGAGCAGCGCUGGCUUUGCCACAGGUCGCUCGCACUGCGGGAUGGAGCUUGGAAUACACAAGCCUUGCCUGCCACAGCAUGAUGUUUCUUUUGACGAAUCUUCUUCUUCAAGGCUUUCUCCUUUACAUGCUGUCAAAGGAGCUGCGUACGCUGGACAAGUUCGGAGGACAGAUGCACCUCUGUGACUUUGGCGCGCACUCUGGAGAGUGUCCAGAGGGCAAGAACUGUAUCGGACCUGGUGGUACAGCUUACACGCCCGAGCGUCUGUACGAUUGGAAGCUUUGGACGACGCGAGUUUUCGUCCGGGACUCCUUCAAGGCUCUGUUCCCAGACAGGGCGGAGGACAUCGAGGAGAUGGUGGAUCCCGGAGAAUAUGGCCUUGAGAGCUACUACCUCCGAAUGAUCUGCUGCUUCAUAUUCGUGUUGGGUCUGUGGCCAGAUCUGGCUGGCUCCUGGGACAUACUGGCCCUCCUGAUCGGCGUGCCGACGAAAGCGGAACCAUGGAUAAUGGAGACAGACUGGGAGGAGCUGCGCAAACGAGAGCGCAGUGAUGACAAUCCCGAUGACUGGCGCAUGGACUUUGUUCGAUUCCGAGUCGCCGGUGUUCCACUUCAUUGGAAAAUCAUCAACUUCUUCUUGAUCCUGUGCCCGAAGAUGUACAUAUGGAUAUUGACCGUUGACAUCGGGAUCGUUUUUCUCAUGGAGACUUCCGAGAUAGAGGACAUGAUCAUCAACUGCGUCGCACUUGCGUUCAUCCUGAACCUGGAUGAGCUCACGAUGUCGAUGCUGCCGAAUCAAACCAAAGCUAUUCUUGAGAUGUUGGAGGGCUGUCCCUCAGCCAAGCCGCAACAGAUCUCUUUGCAAGAUGACUUCGUCUUGCACGAGGAGGGCAAGCGUUGGAACUGGUUCUCACCGGGUUUCUAUGGCUACAUCAUCCCUGCCCGGCUCUGCUUCCUUCUUGCGGUUACUGCUUUCUUCCUUGGGAACUACUACCUGGAAGCCUGCAUCCGAUUGGAGGAUGGCUCCUGGGUCUCGAAGGACCUCCACUUGCCACGCUCAGACAGCUUGCCCUUUCUGACAUUCCUGUUCGAGCCCUUUCCACGCUUGUUUCCCGUGGACACGGAGGAAGAGGCUGCUUGGAAGUUCCACAUUGCAGAGUCUGCUUGA